This is a messenger RNA of Styela clava, 1962 nucleotides long. RefSeq lists its product as uncharacterized. Lineage: Eukaryota; Metazoa; Chordata; Ascidiacea; Stolidobranchia; Styelidae. Gene Ontology annotation, molecular function: phospholipid binding; calcium ion binding. The record is from RefSeq and is a predicted model, not a curated record. Gene Ontology annotation, biological process: lipid catabolic process; arachidonate secretion; phospholipid metabolic process.
AAAUAUUUUAAAGAGUAUAAUAAACUAAAAUGUUUAGUAAAACGAUCCUGAUUCUAUCUUCUUUGGUUCCCUUCGUGUACGCUAAUCAAGAACAUGAAGUAGAAGAGUUUCUGAGAGAUUUGAGUUUCAUUAUGGAAGAAAAUAAAGAUCCAGAUUUUGACGUUUUGCACGAUGACGUCGUCUCAGAAAUUCGCAGAAUAAGUGAAGAUCACGGAUUCAAUACGGAUGAUGUCUUAUGGGACAUCAGUUUCUUGAAAUCGCUUCCUGGAAUAUUUAAAUCAGGAGACGCGAGGAGAUGGACGACUGUGAAUUUCGCGUAUCAGCUUGCCUGUUAUGGAGGAAAAACGGGACCACUCCUACUACAAGCAUUGUGGGCUUACAGAAGAUUCAAUGGAUAUGCAUGUUACUGUGGUGCAGGCUACUAUUUCGGAAACUAUUUGGAUGCCACCGACCUAUGUUGCAAAGGACAUGAUUCCUGCUACGAACGCGUGAUGAAGAAAUACAAUCUUAAAUAUGGUUGCGAUACGUACACUGUCCCUUAUAGUGUCUCCUGUUGUAAGAAGGAGAAAUAUACAAAAUGUACGGACUCUGGUCCAAGUGCUGGAAGGGAAUUAUGUGGAUGCGAUCAAAAGAUGGCUAGAUGCACGUCUAAGAAUGCUAAGACUUAUAAUGCAGAUCUGAUGAAAAACAGGAGCAAGUGCAAAAACGUCAGUGGAGUUAACAGGAAACCAAUGACUGCCUGGGAAACACUGAAAUCCUGCAAACAUGCUUUUCACCCGAAUGUUAAAUUUCCACUCACAUACGGGUCCCAAGGUAGUUGUCCAAACGGUGGGAGUAGAGGUAGUUGGCUUUGGAGAUGAGGAGAGAUUUUUAACACAUUACACAUGUCAUUCAGACCGCAUUCACAUAACUAACUAUAGAAGUAUAAAGUGAUAUUACGUGAAUGUAUUAAAAUGUCGUCUGGAUUGGUUUUCGGUAAAUAUACAUUGAACGUAGCAAUGUUGUUUAUUUAUGAAAUUUGAAUGCUUGUUGUUAUCAUUUCCGUCUGUGAUAUAUUGAGCAAUUCUUCGAAUUUUCUAUUAUUCUUCGACUGCGAGUAACUCGUGCGCAAAUCCUUGCAUCAAAUAAUUGGGAAAUUCCCAAGAGAAGCGUGGUUAUUAAAUAAACUACCAAAUGCGUAAAUAGGAAUGUAAAUUACAAAAAACGAAUGUAAGUUAGAGUUCAAUGGGUUUCUUUAGGUACUAGUGAAGUUGAAUAAAAAAGAGAGAGAAUGCAAAAGAGAUGAUUUCAGUAAUUAGUAGCAAUAGAAAUCGACUUAUUUUCCCCAUAUACACGGAUAUUAACGCGAUGAAACGUCUUCAAAUCUGAAAUUUUUGUCUUACACUACUCAUGUGAACUUCGAAGCUUCGAAAAUAUGUAUAUUUACGUUAAUCGCUAAUAUAUGAUCUAUAUAUAUUUUAUAACUUUGUUCUUUUUAAUUUUUGGUCACUGCGCUAGCCAUAGCAAAUGAAAAGAAAAAAAAAAGGAUAAGUUCAAAUUAGAUAAACUAUUCGUAUUACAUGUAUUUAUUUUAUUCAGUUGAUAUUUAACAACUCAAAAUUGCGUAUUACAAUUACGACUUUCUUGAUUAAUAUUCACCACUUAAGGCUAUGUAGAAAUCAUAUUUUAUUUCUGAAAUUUUUCACAUAAAGAUACAUGAAUAAGUUUCAAAUAUAUAGGGCAGAAAUUUAGGACGAACACCACUCCGCUUUCAGUAUAGUUACUAUAAUUUCAAUCUUUUGCGCGAGCCUUUCAACUAAAAGCUGGUACGAAUUUAGUAUUUAUAUUUUUUAAAUUGCACAUCACGUGAUCGAAGAAUCCAAAACACAAUUUGAGAAUUAACAGUAUCAAAUUUACGUUCAAACUAUUGAACAACUGUCGACGUUUUCUUCUGGAUAAAUAAUUGUAAUCGGUGACGACACA